Haliotis rubra (blacklip abalone) is the source of this 1867-nucleotide messenger RNA. RefSeq names its product neuropeptide Y receptor type 5-like. Lineage: Eukaryota; Metazoa; Mollusca; Gastropoda; Lepetellida; Haliotidae. Gene Ontology annotation, molecular function: neuropeptide receptor activity. The record is from RefSeq and is a predicted model, not a curated record. The coding region runs from base 277 to 1476 and encodes 399 amino acids. The transcript has 2 exons. Gene Ontology annotation, cellular component: membrane. Gene Ontology annotation, biological process: neuropeptide signaling pathway.
UAUAGCCUGUGUCUCGCCCUUCUGCUGUAGCUAGUCCUCAAGGCGGAGCAUCUACACCAUACGCUGGCGCUAUAGCAGCGGGGAUCCCUCAGAUGCGGCUGCUGUAAUUGCUGUUGCUGACAUCCGCGUGGUGGUUUGUGGGGACGCGUGAGUUCGUUAUAGUCAGCUGCCAGGAGCAGGGGAGAGGCGACACUGGUCCGAACGGGGACAGUGGAGGGAACUACAUCGCUCAUAGUUGUAUAUAGGGAGAAUGUCGCUACAGGAACAUCAGUAACCAUGGCAACCGACCCUAACUCGCACCUGGUGCGGACGUGGUUGUCCCGGAACAACGACUCCACCGAAGUUCUCAGAGCGUCUACACGGGAUCUCCUGCGUCCCUUUGCCUCUUUCUUUAUCCUCGUCGGUGUCGUCGGCAUCGUCAGCAACAUCGCACUGGUUGUCAUCGUCGUACGCCGUCGUCUGUAUCAACAAUCUGUGUUUCAGUUGGUGGCGAAUCUCGCCGUUGUGGAAGUCGUGCGGUGUAUGAUUGUUCUACCUUUGAUAUUAACUACAGUCUUUGUGAAGGAUUGGAGACUCGGCAGUCUGCUAUGUUUUGUGUGGCCAGUGCUACUACCAUGUACCAUUCACGUGACUGUCUUUGGCCUUCUUGCACUGUUCGUGUUCCGCUAUUUGAAAAUAGUUCACAACGCUAAAAGCCCUAUUCCUGCGUGGACAUGCAACGUGACGUCAUGGCUGUUGGCGAUAGCAAUCCUAAUGCCACAUGCAGCUUUUAAAAGAUAUAUAGACCUACAUCCGGUGCUGGGGUCUGCUUUCAAAGGAGUCGGAAUUUGUGUACUUCGUCCCGGUGCUGAAGAGAAAAACAAAGAAUAUGUUUUGAGUAUUUUCUUUGUGUUUUAUGUGGCUCUGUUCAUUGCAAUAAUGGUGCUAGCUGUUUUAGUCCAAGUGAGGAUAAAGUCACGUGAACGAGAAUUUCCUCCGGAAACUAAUUCUUUUUCUAUGGAAAUGAACAUCCGGGUCAGUGAGAAGGAGGACGAUGAAGAGGACAAUCUCAAAUACCCAAAUUCUGCCAUGUUGGAUUGCGAGGAUCUCAAGGCUUCGAACGCCUUAAUGUUAGAAAAAGAGCAAGAUGACUGUUGCAAGCAAACACUCGAACCGCUCCCCCAAGUUGAGCCACCAGUAACAAGCAAGAAAACGAUGCUGAAGGACGACACGAAAAUGCAAAAGUUCCUUGGAUAUAUCACAGCUGUGUUCGCUUUACUGUGGCUGCCAUUUUAUAUUCAUUAUCAGAUCGAGGCUCUUGCCGGAAAUGAAGAGCCUGGAAAUUACGUGUUGUAUCUGACAUUGCUUCUCAUUGGCUACCUGGGGUCGUGGUCUCUACCAAUCAUGUUUUCAUUGUGGCAGGUUUCCAAGGCAACGAAAUACAAAAUAAAACAUUCUUUGAGUCCAUUGAAUUGGGGCACAAGAGUAGAGAAAUAACGAACUCACCCGAAUAAGAAAUACGAAAACUCGUUGCCAGGCAUGUGCAAUAUAAAACAUUUAACAUUUUCCUUGGAAAAGUGCACAAGACUGGAACUUUGUUAAUUCAGUUUCAGAUGAGUGUCGCGAAGCUCGUUGGACAAAUACAUUCCCAUUACAAGGACUCAAACGUUUCCACCUAUAAUGACUAAUGCACAUGUAUACAAACAUAGUUAUUGCAGAGUAUAUGGGAAAGACAACUGGAAUGUAAAAAGAAAAGAAUGAUAUUUUUAUUUAUGUAUUUUUCAAAUGUCAGAUAGAGGUUCCAGGUUCUGUGAAUUGACUACUGGCAUCAGAUCGACAUAUUGUCAUGACAUAUUUAUGUACAUAAUUAUACGUUCUGCUUACUUAA